Rhagoletis pomonella (apple maggot) is the source of this 1329-nucleotide messenger RNA. RefSeq lists its product as uncharacterized. Lineage: Eukaryota; Metazoa; Arthropoda; Insecta; Diptera; Tephritidae. The record is from RefSeq and is a predicted model, not a curated record.
UACAUACCUACUAACGAAACAGUGUGAAAGCUCAAUCGUUUAACCAUUUAUUAAAUUAGUUGUUUUUAAAGUCAAAUAACUCCAAUAAACUCAGUUACUACAUUAAUUUAAUUAAAAUGUGAUUUUUUUUUAUCAUAGUAAUAAGAACUGAAUAAAAACUGAACUGAAAAUCUCCCUUGAAUCAUUAAUAUUGCAGAAUUGAACUUAUUGAUUUUUCCAAGAGAACAUCUUACAAGGCGGGUAUUUGUAGUAAAUAUGCACGGAUUAUGCCCAAUUCCGCGGACAAUAAGGAUAUCAAAUGCCAUGCAAAUGGGGAAGACGUCAGUGAAAAACUUUCGGAGCAGCUCGGACAACAUGUUUCCGAACGAGUUAAACUGUUUGAGGCUCAUCAUCAAGCCCAUCAUCCAAAACCGCAACCACACAAGAUAAACAACAACAUACGCCAUGUGGUACCAGUAGGCUUGAUUAUUGUGUUAUUUACACUGUAUCUGGCAUUGCAAUCCAAAUACAUAAGUAGGGGGCAAGAAGAUAAUAGGCACGACGAUGCCAAAAGGCAAGAAUUAGCAGCGCUGGAAGUGGCUAAACGUAUCACAAUAUUAGAAAAGCUCUUGGAAUACAAAGAUCUUUGCACUGAGCUAGAAGUGUUUACAAAGGACAUAGAAAGGGAACACCCUCCCGAUGUAUCUGUAGACAUGAUCAGCGGUGGUGAGAAGAACGAUGAGUUAGAAAAAACUGAUUCAAAUACUGAAACUGUCGUAAAGAAUAAUAAUGCGGAUAAGGAAAAUUAUAAAAACAACCAUAGUAAUAUCAAUAUUAAACCUAACAGCAACAAUAAAAAGGGUCAACCAAUGCCGAAGAAGACGAAUACAGCAGAGCCCAUCAUUUAUUUAUUCGCAUUAGUAUUCAUAUAUUUGCUUUUGAAAGCAUUUUCAGACAUAAAUCAACACUAUAAAUCGAAAAACAAUGGGGACAAGCGACUACGACGUUGCUCAUUGCAAUCCUAUGCUCAGACUCACAAACAAGAUCGUCGUGCUUCUAAAGGCCUCCAUCGUAUUUUUACUCGUACUUACUGAACGACUCUAGCACUAUUUUUGGCAUUGCAAAAUUUUUAUAACGCAACUCCAUGCUCCUUUUAAAAUGUCUGCCUUUUUCUUAUGAACUGCACAGAAAAACUUAUAUUCUUGCAACUGUGUACAUCUGACUGUGAAAACAAUUUAACUUUAAUUAGUUGUAUUCUUGUAAUUAUAAUUUAUAAAUUUGUAUGUAUGUUUUAAUAUCUUUCAAUGUAUCAUAUCAAUAAAAAUGUCACUUUCUUUAACUGUAACUGAA